ACUCAUUCACGUGGUUUUGUUGGAUAUACAACUUGAAUCGACUUCCACUUCCGGUCAUAACAAUGGAGGAUGAGGAGGGGGAUUUAAGAAACGUGCAGCUGGUUUUUCCUCAAAAUGGAAAUAUUGAAAACUAUUCCCUCGAAGAUCUGUGUGACAAGAAAGCAAUAUAUGUAGGAGAAGCAGUUGAAAGUGCAAUAAUUGUCACUUGCCCCAACGAAAAUCAGAAAGAAGCGUGGAAACGACGGAUAACACAGCUCGCCGGGCACUGCUGUUUUGGGCAGAUCAAUAACAGCCCCAAGAAAAAGGCAACAGCUGCGAAAUCAAAUAAUGGCAGUGAUUCUUUUGUAACUUGUUCAGUUUCUGCCACAUACAACACAGCUAUUUUUAACAGACAACCCUUGUCAGCACAACCAACCAGCUCUCUGAUCGUGAAGCCAUAUUUCUUCAAUGACAACACAUUCAUCCUCCCUCUACAAACAGUCCUGAACAAUCUCUCCACCCCCUGCAAUGACCAGAAAGUUUUGUUCAGUGUCACAGUCUGGCUGUGUGCAUCACCGGCGAAGCCAACACCGGACCAGGAGGCCAAGAAAGACUUCCAGCUCCACAGCUUUGUCAGUCUCAAGAGCAAGACGGUGCAGGAGAAAACAGUGAGCAAGGAGCUGACCGUCAUCAACCCACCUGUCCUGGCCAUGAAGCAUGUUUCGGCAGGGGGGAGACAACUCCUGCUUCUACAGAUCAACAACACGACGGGGAAGUCUCUCCUCAUCCAUGACUGCAGCAUCCUCCCCAACAAGAAGGAAGACAAACCAGAGUCCAGCGACAGUGACUCCACUGAUAAUGAAAACCCCUUCUCACGGGAAAGUGGGUGUGGUCUGAUCUCCUCGCUGUCGUCCGACUCCCUCUCCUACCCUGUCACACUGCUGAGUCAGGAGAAGCUGUCUCUUGCCUACACACUAGCAACUGAAGACCUCGACGCAGAGGUCAUGGAACAGGAACUGACCUUGAAGGGGUUUCUGAAGUGGAGUCACAAGGAUGUGAUUGGAGAAAAACCAGAAAUAAUAACUGUCUUCAACCUGCCAAAGUUACGAAUAAGAAGAGCCCCCUUUACGGUGUCAAUAUCCGGCAACACCCAACCCAAGGUUGGAGAAAGCUUUACCCUGACGUACAACAUCGUCAACAGACUCCAGGAUUUCCUGAGCAUGAAGCUGUACUGGAACGUGGAGACCCAGCUGUCCACCUUCAGGGAUGUCGUGGAGGAUGUUCUGCCUCGGAAGCAGUUGGAGGACUUGAAGAAUUCUGUGGUGUGUCACGACCCGGACGUUUAUGUGGGAGCUUGUCCACGAGGCUGCACUAUGCCGGUCAGUGUGUCCUUUCAGCUGCUGAAGACAGGACUCUACGAGUUUGGAGAAAUGAUGAAAGUGAACCUCCGCUACGCACUCCCGGACUCCCAGAGCACCCUGAAGCAGGACUCGGUCGGCACUCCUGUCUCCAUUGACACCCCUUCCACUCUAUCUGCGGAGGACCAGCUGGCUGCCUCAGAGGAGUUGUGGCGGGACCGGAGUGGCAGCACGUCCUCACUCCACACUCCCACAUCACACUCCGCCGAGGAGAGACGCAAGACCUUCGCCACCAAGUCCUACUCUUUUGGGGAUCUAGGACCAACAUUGUCCACAGACUCCGAUGAGGCUCAGAGAAUCAAAUUCAAGACAAUCAAACGGUCAUCAGCGGUCCCUCCCCCGCGUCCCCCCCCUCCUCGUCUGUUGACGCAGAUUGAAAGAGAUGUCACAAAUCCUGCAAAUUUCCUCAAGAAAAAUUUUGAGAUCUACGUUCCGUAACUUGGCGCUGUUGUCUGAAGUCCGAAGGUGUUGGACGACACUGAAAGGAAGACAAUAUACAUCUUCCAGAGGCAAGGGAGUAUACUAACUGUAAAAGUCCAGUUUCAACCCUUGAUAAACUAUGCUGCAAAUAUGGAGUUAUAUUUUGGCUGGACAUUUUGUAAGCAACAUGGAUUUCAAUGUGCAUUUUUCUGUCGACUGUAGAAUUUGCAACAGAUGGGUACGCCAGAUAUUUUCAAAAUCUUUUCAGGUUUUUUUUAUCAAGUUGUCACAUGAUUUGAUGCACUUUGCGAGGAAAGACCUGUUUUAUUACAAUAUAGAUCUUGAUCAUCGAUCAGAUCGUCUUGAC
Molecule: messenger RNA, 2184 nt
Organism: Haliotis rufescens (red abalone)
Lineage: Eukaryota; Metazoa; Mollusca; Gastropoda; Lepetellida; Haliotidae
Product: trafficking protein particle complex subunit 14-like
Exons: 13
Coding region: 63-1835 (590 amino acids)
Biological process (GO): cilium assembly
Cellular component (GO): TRAPPII protein complex
Molecular function (GO): alpha-tubulin binding
Source: RefSeq, a predicted model, not a curated record